UGUCCACGUGACAUGAUUCUCCGAGAAAGCUCACUAGCUCCUGGCCGUUUUAAACCCUUUUAUAUUUUCAUAAAUAUAUUCAGAAGUUCAUAACAUAGAAAAUCAAAACCCUGGAAUCUCGAUUCAUAAUAAUUUCAUAUCAUAUGAGUUAAUUAUCCCACAUCUACAUUCUAGCUCUUUCAUUAUGCAUAUGAUCCAUCCUUAAACCUUGAUUUACAUCAAAUCAAGGAGAUUAAUCCAGGAUAGCUAGCUAGGCAACCAUGGCAUGCACUUCCAUGAAUGUCAGUCUUCGACGAUCUUCCUCAGGAGAAGAGUUGUAUAAACAAGCUACUAUACGAAGAUCAUACUCAGACAACAACCUCCUCUCCUCCUCAACCCGAAUUAUUAGACCCGCCUCUUCUUCACAUUGUAAACUUAAGUCGAAUCGUUCCUUUGGGAUUUUAACAACUUCCACUUGUCCAAUUCCUAUGAAGGCACUAUUGUUUGAUACUCAGACUGUAAAUGAUGAGAAUGAUACUAUGGAGGUUGAUGACAGCUUAUUGGGUGAUGGUGAAAAGGAAGAGGAAGUCGAGAGAGAAAAAGGGGUGAAAAGAGCGAAUUGGGUGGAGAGGCUGUUAGAGUUGAGAGCGCGGUGGAAGGGUAGUAAAGAGAAGGAAAUUGAUUGUAGGUAUGAAGAUAAUGAAGAUGAUUGUAAUGGAGAGGAUGGUUGUAUAGUGGAUUAUGAUGGAGAAACAGGAGAUGGAAUAAGAAUGGACUCUGAAUCUUUCUCAAAGUUGCUUGUUCAUGUGCCUUGGACAGAUGCAAACAAGUUCUAUAAGCUUUCUUACCUCUGUAACAAAGCUUAUGCAAUUCCAGAUAUCAAGGUUGAUGAUUUGCAACGAUUCUAUGGUCUAGAAUUCAUGACAUCUUCCUUGGAGAAGAAAGCGAAGGCGGUUGCUUUAAACGCAAAAUUGGCCAAGGACUCAACUCACCAACAAGAAGAAGAUGACUUGGAAAUUCUGCAGCAGAGAGAACAUGUAACUAUUAGCUCUUCUGUUGCCUACGAAAUAGCGGCAUCUGCAGCUUGUCAUGUUCAAAACCGCGCCAAAAAUGAAAAUCAUUCGGGAAAUAGGGUUGUAUGUCCGGUACCGAGAGGCUGUAACUCAGAGAUGGCUGCACAAAUGGCUGCAACAACGAUGACAACAAUAGUAGCUGCAAAGGAGAAAGAAAAACAAGCAGCUGCUAAGGAACUCCAAUCACUACAUUCCUCUCCUUGUGAGUGGUUCGUUUGUGAUGAUCCAACAACUCAUGUGCGCUGCUUUGUAAUCCAGGGGUCUGAAUCGCUGGCUUCUUGGCAAACAAACCUUUUUUUCGAGCCAGCAAAAUUCGAGGAAACGAAUGUAGCUGUUCAUCGAGGGAUUUAUGAAGCAGCAAAGGGAAUAUACGAGCAAUUGAUGCCAGAAAUCCAAAACCAUAUAGAUUCCCAUGGAGAAGAUGCAAAAUUUCAAUUUACAGGUCAUUCACUAGGGGGAAGUCUAUCACUGUUAGUCCAUAUGAUGCUUCUUGUGAGAAGAGUUGUGAAGCCAUCAGUCGUUUUACCAGUGGUUACUUUCGGAUCACCAUUCGUGUUUUGUGGAGGUGAAAAGCUCCUGAAACAGUUGCAAUUGGAAGAAAGCACGGUGCAAAACGUUAUAAUGCAUAGGGAUAUUGUUCCUAGAGCAUUCUCGUGCAACUAUCCUAGACAAGUUGAACAGGUCCUCAAGCGUUUAAACAGCUCUUUCAGAUCACACCCGUGUCUCAACAAGCAUAAACUGUUGUACUCUCCAAUGGGGCAAGUAUACAUUCUUCAACCAGCAGUAAAACAAUCGCCAUCACAUCCACUACUUCCACAAGGGUGUGCUCUAUACACAUUUGACAAGAAGACGAAUACUACUCAACCUGGUUUGGUAGCACAUGCUUUGAGGGAAUUCCUGAAUACUCCACACCCUUUAGAAACACUGAGUGAUCCAAGAGCAUAUGGUUCAGAAGGAACAAUCCUUAGAGAUCAUGACUCAAAAAACUAUAUAAAGGCAGUUAAUGGGGUUAUCAAACAAUAUAAUCAAAUAGCCUUGAGAAAAGUCAAGACUGCAGAGAGACAUACGAUAUGGCCUCUGGUUGGAUCUUCUUCACCUCAAUAUUCAUGGACACAUGAAGGUGUUUUUGAGAACACAACAGCCCGUACGGAGGUGAUGACUAGUGUUUGAUAUAUGUUAAUUGUUAUUGAUAAAUAAAAUUAGUAAAUGGAAACAACAGAAGUCUGUACGUAGUAGGCGCAUGCAUGUACUUAUCUAGUUAGAAUUAGGACUUUCUUCAGUUCUUGUACAUACCCAUUGUAUAUAUAGAAAGAUGCAUUGCAUAUAUGAAGUUGGAAUUAUGACUCCCCAAAGCUAACAUAUACUUCCUACGUUCUUUUUUAGACGAUACAAUUUGACUUUUGUCACUAUAUAUAAUGUUCUUUA
This is a messenger RNA of Spinacia oleracea (spinach), 2477 nucleotides long. Its product is annotated as phospholipase A1 PLIP1, chloroplastic. Gene Ontology annotation, molecular function: glycerophospholipid phospholipase A1 activity. The record is from RefSeq and is a predicted model, not a curated record. Lineage: Eukaryota; Viridiplantae; Streptophyta; Magnoliopsida; Caryophyllales; Amaranthaceae. The transcript has 6 exons. Gene Ontology annotation, biological process: lipid metabolic process. Bases 261 to 2222 code for a protein of 653 amino acids.